AUGCAGCUUUUAGUUCAACGGGCUGGACCGGAUGCCUUAAUCACAAAAGACAGCCUACGUGUUGAUAUUGAAGCCCAAUUCUAUGUGAAGAUCGAACCCAAUGAACAGGAUGUCCUCAGUGCGGUUGCAAGCCUUGGGGAUAAAACCUUGGAGCCGGAGAAUGUGAAAGCUCUGCUUGAAGGAAAACUGGUUGGGAUACUACGGAGUGUGGCAGCAACAAUGGACCUUCAAGAACUUCAUGAAAAACGUCAAGAUUUUUCAGAUCAGGUUCGGGAAAGCUGCAAAGAUGAUCUUGAACAGAACGGUUUUCAACUCGAAAGUGUUGCAGUGACGAACCUCGAUCAAACCCCUCUCGACCAACUCGAUGCAAACAACCGUUUUGAUGUGGUUGCUAUUCAGACUAUCAAUCAAGAGGUUCAAGAACGGCAAACAAGAACGGAACAAAUUAAGCAUGAAAACAGAGUCAAACAAGAGGAAGAUAAACUGAGAGCAGACUUGGCGAUCAAGCAGCAGGAGGAGGCAACGCAGACAGAGAGCCUAGAGGUCGAAAGGCGACUGGCAUUUGCCCAAGAGAUACAGCGCAAAGAGGUUGAGACGAAUAAAGCGGAACAAGAACGUAUCGUCAAAGAGGCAGAACUUCAGCAACAACAAGCCCUUGAGGAGGCGCGUAUCCGUCAGGAAGAAGUGGUACAAUCUUCGCAGAUCCAGCAGAAACAGCGGAUUGAAACCGCUCGAAUUGAUCAGGAGCGGCAGGUCCAAGAAGCGGAGAUAGAACAGAAAAGGGCUCUGGAGACUGCGCGUGUGUCUCAGGAACAAGAAGUUCAAACUGUUGAAAUUGAGCGAGACCAAUCAAUUGAACAAGCCCGAAUUGAGCAGGAACGCACCGUUGAAGAAGCGCGCGUCCGUCAACAACAGGCAAUCGAGGAAGCCAAUGUUAGAAGGCGAAUCGUGCUUGUUGAGAGAAAUCGAGAAGAAAAAGAGACCCAAGCCGCAAGCGAAAUUCAGAUUGCGGUGAAGGAGAAGGAACUCGAAAUUGCCUCUACAGAUCGGUUGGCUGCAACCGCUGAGCGGACCAAAUCUGAAGCCCAAGUCUUGACGGUGGAAGCGAUUGAGGAGGCCGAGCGUAAUAGCCGAAUCGCGUUAAUCAGAGCCGAACAGGAGGCGGAUGAAGAGCGCAUUUCAAAGGAACGACUGGCAAAUGUCGAAGCCUACGCUGUUAUCGAGGCCGCUAAAGCGGAGCGAGAAGCUGCCACUCUCAGAGCAGAAGCACAGAAGAUGCUCGCUGAAGCACUCUUGGUUGAAGCAAAAGCGAAGGCGGAAGGGGAAGAGGCACUUAUUGAAGCGAAGAACACAGCGGAUCAGCGGAUUCUGAAUAACGAGGCGCUGUUGAAACUGAUCCAAUCCCUGCCCGAAGUCACAGGUCAAUUAGAUGAAACCCGCGGAACAGAUUGA
Geodia barretti is the source of this 1452-nucleotide messenger RNA. Lineage: Eukaryota; Metazoa; Porifera; Demospongiae; Tetractinellida; Geodiidae. The record is from the annotation of a GenBank genome assembly.